Molecule: messenger RNA, 592 nt
Organism: Coffea eugenioides
Lineage: Eukaryota; Viridiplantae; Streptophyta; Magnoliopsida; Gentianales; Rubiaceae
Product: dirigent protein 23-like
Exons: 1
Coding region: 19-534 (171 amino acids)
Source: RefSeq, a predicted model, not a curated record
AUCACCCUGGUGGCAGCAAUGGCUUCAGGGGCUCAAGCCCAAGAUGAUGUUACAUGGGCCAAGCGGGUCGAUUCCGGGAAAGAAGUGGUUUCCACUCUUCAAUUCUACUUUCACGACGUGCUCAGCGGAAGAAACCCUAGUGCAGUAAAGAUAGCCCAAGCUUCCCAGGGCAACUCUACACCAAAUGGGUUCGGAUCGUUGAUGAUGGUGGAUGAUCCAUUAACGGUAGGACCGGACCCCAACUCGAGACUUGUGGGGCGGGCAAGGGGAAUGUACGGUUCAGCCGGUCAGACCGAUUUCGGCCUCGUAAUGGUGAUGUGCUAUGAGUUCCUAGAUGGGACGUACAAGGACAGCUCAUUUAGCAUUCUCAGCAUCAAUCCGGCAUUAAAUCCGGUUCGAGAAAUGACCGUAGUGGGUGGAACCGGUUUGUUCCGGUUGGCUCGGGGAUAUGCUAUUGCCCAAACCUACUCUUUAGAUCCCACAACCGGUGAUGCAGUCGUGGGCUAUAAUGUGACUCUAGCCACAUAUAUUUGAGUUAUUGAGUAGUCGAUUUUAAUUUGCAUUUGUUGAAUAAGAGAUGAUCAUUUCUAGG